Acanthoscelides obtectus is the source of this 3178-nucleotide messenger RNA. The record is from the annotation of a GenBank genome assembly. NCBI's taxonomy places the organism in Eukaryota, Metazoa, Arthropoda, Insecta, Coleoptera, Chrysomelidae.
UUUUGAAUGACAUCGCCAAGUCAGUAAUUGUCAGUUAAUUAUGGUUUUUAAACAGUAAAUUUAGAUCUUAUAAUCGUUUGAGGAGAAAACGUAUGAAAAGUCGAAUAGUUUUCCAAUGAUAGUGCUCAUUCCAGAACCAAACCUUCUUUAAGACAAUGGGGGAGUACUACGAUAGCGAAGAUCCUGUGACAAAAUUUUAUAACGAUUACGAUGUAUCGCCCAAGACUGAGCCUCCCAGAGGUCCGUACGAAUCACCGGAAAACAACCACCCACUCCAAGAUAUUGAAGAGCAGUUAGAAAUGGCCGAGGACAGAUGCAAUACGCUGAAAGAUCAACUGGAUUAUAUGAAAGAAGUAUAUGGUGUUAAGAAGACCACUACUAUAUCGAGAAAAUUUUCCCUGCAUCCGAGUAAACAACAAAAAGGUACGGAUCUAGCGAUAGACCUGGCGAAAGCUGAGACGCAGGGCAGUGCAAGUGAGGUGAAGCAGAGCAGUAAUAGCAUGGCCAAAUUAGGGGUAAAUUCGGAUGUUUGAGGUUUGUGGCUGAUUUAAAACUGGGAGCGUCCAGCCCAUCCGAAAAGAAGGAUCUAGGACCGAGCGUUUUAACUACAGAUCUAUAGCUCUGCUUCCUGUUAUAAGUGGGGUGAUGAAAAGGUGCAUAAAUCUAGAGCUCUUGAAGUACCUUGAACGUGACGGCUUGAAUAACGACUGGCAAUUUGAUUUCGGCCACCAGAGGUUACCGGGGGAACUCCUAUCUCAGGUCAUCUGUGAAGUAAGCUGAUCUAGUAAUGUCAUGAGGCGCAUGCCAUUGCCCUUGAUAUCACGAAGUAUGUUGCCCUCUCAUGCAAACUUCUAUCCUAUGGACUCCCAGAGAAGCUUUGCAAAGGGGUAGCUGGCUUCCUUUUUGCACACGAGUGUCGCCACAGUGAAAAUAAAAUACCUCCUUUCGAGUACGAUCAAUCCGAUCCACAGCUUUGCUGAAGACAGCACUCUACUUACAGGAUUUCUGAACUCCAGGCCAAUCUCUACCGGUGAGCUGGAGAGAAGAAGACUAGCAGAGAUCAAUAAUUGUGGACGCAAAUAUCUGCGACUUUCGCGUCUAUAUCAGCUUGUUCAGUCUCAUCUUGCGAAGCAAGGUCCAGCAUUCCAAGACAAAACUCCAACGCUAUUGGAACAGACACAUCUGGAGCAGCUGUGAGAACCAUCAACAACAUUUUGAAUGGCAUUACAAACUCUGUGAACAGACUGUCAGAACUACAUUUACAGAUUUCUGAAACGCCUAGGACUAGGAGGUCUUCGAACACCCCCCAUGCAGCAACUCUUCCCCCAGUCAGCUCCAAAACAGUAGGAAACCAGAAAGACUUCACACCACCUGCAGGAGGUACGAACAUGUCUGAUGCAAGUGUCAAUGUUGAUGAAAGGAAAAAACUAAAGGCAGCGAAGAGAAAAUCGAAAGAAGGCAAGCAAAAUGUGAUGAAAGACGUUUACCCUCCAGGUGCUAGAAAACCAACUUCCUCUCCAGGACCUAAAAGGCCUACAAAGGUUGAUAGGAGAUCAAAGUACAGUCGGACUUCACUAGUGGAAAGGACCACGUCAAUUGUACAGCACAGGAAAAUCUUCAACAGCAACAAGCUCCCCUGUUCCAAACCUGACAAGCUAGUAGAAAUCUACCACAACGUCGCAGCCAGAAACAGCGAUUCUGAAGAAACCAACUUCAACAAAAGGAACGCCAGGAUGAUGCUAAGCACAAGUGCCAUUACUCGACAAGUGGAUGUGGAUGUUCCUCCUUUAAAUAUUAAUGAUGGUACAAGCUCUGUAGAGCCAAAAGUGAGCCAAACAGCUACGAUUGGAACCAACGUUAUUGUCCCUCAGUCUUUUAGCUAUGAUAGCUACUCCCAACAUUCAGAACACCCGUUACUGAAACACUCUCUCAAUUUAAGGGACGAAUAUGACCCACCUGUAGCCCCCAGAAAUGAUAAAUGCUACUACAAGAACUAUGAGCUUCCAACAAUAGCUUCAAGGAUGAAGCAAGCUGCAAAGGUGUACAUGAAUACCUUCAACUUCAAGGCCAUUCCAUUCGUGACCGCCAUUUCGACCACACCGAGUCACAAUAUCGGAAUUAACAUACAACAAGUGUUGAAUAUCAUAAAGAACAGGCAUCCGGUGAAUGGAAUUUCUCCAACAUUGGCUCAUAAUAUUGGUCUGGCAGCUGAAAAGCUGAAUAGUAGACCGUUGUCGGUCUUAGUUUCUAAUAUCAAUUCCAGGAUAAGCUAUAGAGGAUCAAGGUGCCCUCUAUCGAACAACAUGAUAAACUACCACCAGCUGCAAGACAUGGCCAAGACAAUUCCUGAAGAGUCCGCUGAAGAGGCCGAGGCGGCAAGACAAGACGACGGAGACUCUCCGGUUACUCGAACCAUUAUUGUAACAGGGCCUACAGGUGACAUGGAGAUUCGUACCAGGGACAUGCCCAAAUGGGCUGCGGAUCCUACAAUGUCCCAGGAGCAGUGCACUUGUGCCCCCAAGUCGGGUAUGGACUUCCAAGAGGUUGUUAGACGGUACAGCAGGAAUUGUAUGGUACCGUCUUGUACUACAGUUACGAAGUCGUCAUCGACAUGGAGAAAUAAAAAGGUCGCUCAACCAAAGAAAGCACAAAAUCUAAAUCAGAACAGAAAAGAAAGAAAUGGAUAUACAACCACACAGACUGCGGUAGGAAAUGAACAAGUAAUGGAAAAUCCUUUACAAGGAAAAGAGAAAAACCUGAAAGAGGUGCUUACGAAUCUUCACAGCGACUUUGAGAGCCUAAAUAAGCGCUAUGGAGAUCUCUCUCAAAAGGCUACUAAUGAGGACGAAGAGACAAUCAAAGAAUUAGAGAAGCUAGAGGUAGAGCUCAACAAGAAAGAGGAGGAAAUUACUAUGGUGAUGACAUUGUACAAGGAGGUCCUUGCUUUAAAACAGCAGGUUAAAUCAUUGAAACAGAAGGCGAGCCAAGGAAGUAUGUCACAGGAAUGCAAAGAGGCGGCAAGCAGUUUCAAGGACUACAACAAUCCCCAGAUGGCGUUUCAUUUGACCAAGUUGCUACGGCAGAUACACACGUACCAAAAGAGAUACAAACAGGAUGAUAUUGCUCUUUAGCAUAUCUUAUUAAAUUAUUGUAUACCAAUACCCGAGUUUCAUUUGAG